GGAGGGGGGGAGCAAAUUAAAAGUUGCCAAAUGGAGAUAUUGGGUUUCAAGAGGAGUGAGACAGGAGUAAAAGGGUUUGCCUCGUUGAGUCGUCUUUAUGUUGUGCUAAUCGGGAUAACUAUGUGCGGGCUCGACACGGUUUAGUCCUCUGGCACCGUCGGUGAAUUCCGCCCGACGUUUUCCAAAAAUAGGCGUUGACGACAUCGCGGCUAGCUAACCACGGCAGGCCGGUGUUUUAACGUAAAAAUGCAUUUAAAAAAACACCCACCACCAUAGCGGUCUAGUUCGGAACGCUACCCGACCGGAACACGGGCUGCUACGGGAAUCCUCCCGGUUAAAACGCGUCGGUUCGGUGUAUCGAUACGAAACGUGACGUUAUUUUUGUCUCCCGUUCGCGUUGGCAGAUGAGCCGCAUGGAGGACAAAUGAAAGCCUCCCAGACGGAGAAGGAAAUAAUCACGUCAGCGACCACCAGCCACGGGCUGGACGACGGGCGUGUUUGUGCUGCUUUGAAUGCGAUUAUCAUACCGUCGACCGGGUCUAUUUUCGGAAUACAGAACGCGGGGAGCCGGACGCCAGUUGGCCAACGGGAAGCAGCGGCGGUACCGGCGGGGCUCCGGUAGCACCGCGGCGGCGGGGACCGGCUCUAGCUCGGUCCCCGCCGCGAAGCUUACACGACAGGAUUUGAGCUAGAACUCCCAACAAAACGGGUUUAAAAGUGAAUCCCGAGAACCAGAAUCACAAACGAGUGAUAAAUCUGCGGAUUCAGUGUUUUUUUUUUGAGCUACCCUUUAAAACGCCAUUUUUAUUUUCAGGGAAGCCACUUCAGCUCUGUCGUCUUUAUGAAAAAUCGAGCUAACGGGAUAUUAGUUAAUUAAAUUCCGUUUAAUUCGUACCGUUGUUGUGAGAAAUGUCGUAUUCCACACAGUACCAAAGUGGGUGUUAUUUAUAUGUGAAAUAAAAAACAUGUUGCGGUUAAGUUUUUUGUUGUUUUUUUUUAGCUCGAAAAAGAUCGACAUCGCUUCUUUUCGUCGCAUUGUGGUGACUUGAGCUGUUCAAAAUAAUGUAAAACGUUAGGCCGGUUAGCGUGGUUAUUAAAUAAAAGACAACAUUCUGCAUUAAAAACUACGUGUCGCGGGUUUCUUUAAAAAAACUCGCAAUGCCGUCAGUUUACAGAGCUCAUUUAGUGUAGAAGCAAGUCGUUCUUUGUUCCCCCUGAACCAAAGAUGGAGGCUGAACGUGGCUCUGGUGUAAAGACAACCUUUGGCAGGCCCAGAAAACAAAGGGUGCUAAAUGACUGAACACAUGCUUCCUGCUGGAAAUCUGUGUCAUGGAUGAUGAGGAUGAUCGUCAUCUUCUGGAUAUUUUAGGAGAUGUGGACGCAUUGAAUGACUAUCUCCAUGGCAGCAACAGCAAGUCUAUUGAGGAGGAUGAUGUAACAAACGCUGCUUUUGGGUCAGAUUCAUCCUUCUUUUCCAGUGACACGGUUGGCUCAAACUCUGGCCUCAAGGAUGGCUCUUCUACAAUGGGUGAAUUCGUCGACGAUCCAACAGAGGCAGGCCUCCAGCUCUCCGGCAGCCUUUCAUUCAUCGAGGAUGAAUUGGGGUCCGGGGACUCUCCCGAAGGGGUGGAUGUUGGGGGAGAGGACCAGCCCUUUGACAUCCUACAGAAGUCCCUCAUGGAGGCCGACAUCACGGAGCAGACAUUGGCCCAGGAGGCCUUGCUAGACUCCCAGCCCGCUCCCACUCUGGUGCAGGCUCCCGUCUCCUUCCCCUCCCAGCUGGUCUCUGGGGGCUAUGGAGGGGGUGUGGUAACCACGGCGACAGCUGCGUUCCCCACAGGCCAGUUCCUGCAAGGUGUCUCCCAGCUGCCCAAUGGCUCCGCCCAGCACAUCCAGGUGUUGGGGUCCUUUGGGGCGGGUGCUGGCGUGAUGACUCUGAGCAGCCUGGAGAGAACUCCUCAGCUCGUGCUGAGGCCCGGGGCGCCUGUAGCCGCGACCGGUGGGGGCGCCACAGGGGGACAGGUGUUCGCUCCGACACAAGGGCAGGUGGGCCAAGUCGGCCUACCUUUCAAAAACAUUCCCCUUCAAAACAUCAUCAUUCAGAGAGGCCCCGGAGGGACCCAGACUCUCGUCAGACCUAUCCAGCCAAAACCCCUCCAAUCUGGGACUCAGACUGUCUACAGCCUCGGUCUCCAGCCCACUCAGACCGGCGGGGCUAACGUAGUUAACGCUAACACCGCUCCUCCGGGGGGGCAGUACUCAGCCAACGGCUCCAUCGUUGUGCAGCCCACCCUGGAGCAGCAACAAGCGCAGGCCCAAGCACACAUACCGCCGGGACAGUUCUUGCUGCCCAGCUCGUUGGCGCUUACUCCAGCCGGCGCCAACCACAACGGCCCCGCCGACCCCAACUCAAUUACCGGGCAGAAUGCGGUGCAGAUUGUCGGUGGGCAGAACUUUGCCGCCCCCCCGGGAGGCCAGCUCAUUUUGAAUCAGGGAGUAGUCAGCCGGAGUCAGGUCGGAGGGGCCGUAACUCAAACGUGGACCGGGGUUUCUUGUGCGAACUCCGCCUCCGUUCAGACAACGUCCCCUCCCGGGCGCCUGACUCUGGUUGGCCCGGCGACGGCGGGGAUCGGCCGCCAAGGCCAAGUGUCUGCUAGCGCCGUUCAGCGCCUUCUAGUGACUCAAACUCAGAAUUGCACUUCUCUGUCCCCUAUAGCUGGUACUGUGACGCAGGAGCAGGACUACAGACAGAAUUCUUCCUCUCCGGGCCUCAAGCAUGCGCAGCUCGGCAGCAUAUAUGCCAUGACAACCAUGACUCAAGAUUCAAAGCUCAACUCUCAGGUCAGUGCCCAGAAGAGACCUGCCCUUCCGCCGCUUACAAGAGCAGAAAUGAUUUUACUACAGCUGAGGAAGGACCAUGCUGGCGUUCAGACCCUAGAUCAGCGUCCGUUCAAUUCAAUCGACGACGCACUGCAAAGACUCCUCCCGUACCACGUGUUCCAGGGCGCUCCACCCAGCCACGAGGAGUUCUCUCAGGUGGAUGAAGAAUUUGAGGUCGUUGCAACUAAAGUGCUGAUGAGGACGCAUGUGAUGGUGAACAAAUACAGACGGCUGCUAAUGGUGGAGGCCGAGCGUUCCAGUCCCUCAUCAGAAAUGGUGAUGAUUGACAGGACGUUCAACCAAGAGGAGCGCAGCAACCUGACGCAGGACAAACGCAUGAUUCUCGUAGAUCCAGACGCCUUCUUUGAAGACUUCUGUUGCGGAAUGAAAUCCAAACUUUCCCAAGAUCCCGCCGCUUCCCAGAUUCGGUCGGAGAGAGGCUCCGCGGAGCCGGCGAACAGGACAGACUCCCAGUGUGGAGACCCGGGAGGGGCUGGAACAAAAAGACUCCACCCGCCGCUCUUAGAAAACAAGAGCGUCCUGGAACUGAAGAAAUCUCAGCUACACUACGGGCCGGACGGCGGUUGUCCACCAGGUAACCCCUCCGCCAAUGCAGCCUCGGCGGGAGGACAGACGCACUACCAGGAGUCUCACCAGCUGUCUUCCCACCCGGUGCAGCCGCAGUGCCCCGCUAAGCUCACCUCCCCCCCCCGCGGCGACGCAGACUCUGCUCUGGAGGCGGCGGUCAACAGCAUCUUGGAAUGUUAAGGCUGAUUUCGUCCCUGGUUUGGACUUCUUUUGAGUGAGCGGAGGUUUUGUUUUUGUGAUAUUUGUUGUAUCCCGCCCGCCCAUUACCUGUGUGAAGGGAGGUGAACUCUUCUUUCAGGUCUAUUAUCUUUGUGAUACCAUCUCCGACUAUGUAGCAUGUAUUCAGUUUUUGGGGGGGCGGGCAUAAAGGGGGUUUUGGUAUGACUCCAGGUGAAUACAGGCACUCAAGAUGACCCUAAAACAUCCGGGGAAUGUGUAAAAUGCCAGUUGGAAUAAGUUCUUGUUUACUUUAACCUUAUUUUAAAGGGGAAGGGUCCGCAAUUUCAGUCGAUUGAAUACUAGAGUCUCUUCACCCACGCACCGUUGAUCUUUCGUGCCAGUUCAUGUCCAUAUUUCCCACAUGCCGAAGAACGAGGAGCAACAAAGUGAAAAAUCUGUGCCUGAUGCUAGGUUUCUGGUUUGAUGUGUUUACAUGAAGGAGGUCUUUUUUUAGAAAAAUCCACAAUUCUUUCUGCAUUACAAACAUGCACAGUGCACACACACACGCACGCGUUAGUACGACGCGUUAUGUAGGUUCAUGGGUUGGAGGUGUAGAAGUUAAGCUCAGUAGAGAAACAUUCACAUAGACAAAUUGCACUAAACGCACUGUUGCUUUUUCCAGAACUCAAAGAGUGCGUCAGACUAAACUAUUGUAUUUGGUACAAGGAUAACCUCUCAAUCCCACGAGCAACCCGUCACACUGGUCCCAUCGACAUGUAUAGUAGUUUUACUGUACUCAGCAAUGCUUUUUUUUUUCUUGUGCUCAAGUAACAUUUUCUUUGGCAUUUCUUCUUUUGUACCUUAAAGGUAUGCGAGCCCCGACACAGACACAGGACAAAUACUCUCAACCACUUUUAGCAUUUCACAGUGUGUUUGUGUCAAGGGGAGCUUAGUCCUCAGAUUGAGGAAGUUAUGUUACAGUAUAUAUUUUUUAUUUCCUCUUUUUUUUUAUUUUUAGAAAUGACAUUAAAAAAGAUGACGGAUGUUGUUUGUCGUGAUGUGUUCCCACGCUUUUAAAUACAGCAACAUUGUUUGAAUGACCCGGUGGGUCAUUGAUUGUAGGUACGUUGGUCUGCCUUCUGGGUAUCGACCAUAUCCAGCUAUCGACGCUUCUCUCCCGUGACGCGUCGGUCAGUGUGUGUGUGUCAGUGUGUUAACCUGCGCACACACACACACACACAGGUGUGUGACCGUCCUCACCCAAUCGUUUGAUUGCCAAACUUGUUUUCAUACCCAAGAGUUUCACUCGGCCUCCCAGGAGUUUCUUUUUCUCUCCUUUCCCACUCAGCAGCGCAACCAAAACUCAAAAACCAGGAGAGAGAUGUUCGUCUUUACGCUGGUUAUUACGUCUCUGUAGUGUUUCCUUUGAAGCUGUGCCCUGAAAGAGUUUUCAUUCAUUUUUAAUAAACUUACCGAGAUAUUUCAA
Messenger RNA from Gasterosteus aculeatus aculeatus (three-spined stickleback), 5113 nucleotides. RefSeq names its product BICRA like chromatin remodeling complex associated protein (gene bicral). Gene Ontology annotation, cellular component: SWI/SNF complex. The record is from RefSeq and is a predicted model, not a curated record. Gene Ontology annotation, biological process: positive regulation of DNA-templated transcription. Lineage: Eukaryota; Metazoa; Chordata; Actinopteri; Perciformes; Gasterosteidae.